AUGAAUUUCUCUGUUUCUUUUGCUGUAAUAUUAAACAUUUGUGUUACUAUUUUAGUUGCAACAGAAGCAACAAAAAUAUUAUGUCCAAUUAAAACCUUGAUCCAGCUCGGAGAUUCCCUAUCCGACACGGGGAAUGCCAUACGCCUCCUUCCUGUGGGCCCCACGCUCCCGGCAGCCCGCCUUCCCUACGGCAAAACUUUCCCUGGCCUGCCCACCGGCCGUUGGUCCGAUGGUAGACUCAUCAUAGACUACGCAGCUAUGGGUCUUGGGCUUCCAUUGGUGAACCCAUAUUUCAAUAAGAACGCUUCGUUCAGAAAUGGAGUGAAUUUUGCGGUGGCCGGAGCUACUGCGCUCAAUGCUUCUUUCUUCCUUUCUAGAGGGAUUAUUGUUCCUAGUGUUGGAUCAUUGGACCUUCAACUACGUUCAUUUCGUACCUACCUUGCCUCAAUUUGCUCCACCCCUCCAGAAACAACAUCAAUAAAGAAAGGAGGAUGGAUAAGAGACUGAUGGAGCAACACGCUAGCAUUCUCCAUCAUUGUGUACGUCGAUGCACAUAAGUUAAGCCUGAAUUUGUUCACUAUUUUUUACUAAUGGAAUUUGUACAUUGUUUUUUACUGAGCUAAUGUGUUCGAAUUAUUACUAUUUAUAGACAAAAUUGGGUGUAACCAUCCAACAUAUAAAUGGAUUUAAUUAUAUAAUGUAACCGCUGGGUUUAGUAUGAAAUCAAUAUGAACCCUAAACUUCAAUACUAAAACACUAUUUAAUAUGAAAUCAAUAUAAAUAUUUAAUAUACAACUUAAAAUAUUAUAAGGACAAUAAUAUUGUGAUAAAAGACAAAAUGAUGGACCACACAGCAUAUAAACAACACACAUAUAUAAAUAUUAAUAGUAAAACUUAACAUUAGAACAGCGAAUCAAUAAUUCAAAAUUUAUGAAAAAACUUAUUUGUAAACAACUUUAACAGUUUCCUCUUUUAACACCUAAAUUGAUUAUUUAUACAUGUGGGCUAAAAAAAUGUGAUACUUCAUGUACUUUGUCGUCUUUUAUGUUCUUCUUCUUCUUUGCUACCUUUUGCCAUUUCAUUGACUUUUGGUGUUUUCUUUGCACGAAAACUACGUAAGAAACAACAUCAAUAAAGAAAGGAGGAUGGAUAAGAGACUGAUGGAGCAACACGCUAGCAUUCUCCAUCAUUGUGUACGUCGAUGCACAUAAGUUAAGCCUGAAUUUGUUCACUAUUUUUUACUAAUGGAAUUUGUACAUUGUUUUUUACUGA
Salvia splendens (bonfire salvia) is the source of this 1272-nucleotide messenger RNA. RefSeq names its product acetylajmalan esterase-like. The record is from RefSeq and is a predicted model, not a curated record. The transcript is spliced from 3 exons. Gene Ontology annotation, molecular function: hydrolase activity, acting on ester bonds. Lineage: Eukaryota; Viridiplantae; Streptophyta; Magnoliopsida; Lamiales; Lamiaceae. The coding region runs from base 1 to 507 and encodes 168 amino acids.